Paramisgurnus dabryanus is the source of this 511-nucleotide messenger RNA. RefSeq names its product follicle stimulating hormone subunit beta (gene fshb). NCBI's taxonomy places the organism in Eukaryota, Metazoa, Chordata, Actinopteri, Cypriniformes, Cobitidae. The record is from RefSeq and is a predicted model, not a curated record. Gene Ontology annotation, biological process: G protein-coupled receptor signaling pathway; ovulation. Gene Ontology annotation, molecular function: hormone activity. Gene Ontology annotation, cellular component: cytoplasm; extracellular region.
UCAACCAUAGGUGGGUGUCUGGUCUGACGGGGGGUAUAAAUGUCCACGUCAGUGGAGAGAGCAAUUUAGUCUCGGCAAAACUUCCAGCAGAUGAGGAUGCGCGGUGUUGUUAUGGUGAUGCUGUUGCCGGUGCUAAUGAGGGCGGUUUCAGAAUGCAGGUCCAGCUGUCGACUUACCAAUAUCUCCAUUACUGUGGAAAGUGAGGAAUGUGGCAGCUGUAUCACAAUUGACACCACUGCUUGUGCUGGACUCUGCAGAACACAGGAGAGAGUUUACCGAAGCCCCAUGAUGCAGCACUACCAGAACACCUGUAACUUUCUAGAAUGGACCUAUGAGACCUAUGAAUUCAAAGGCUGUCCUGUUGGGGUUGACUCAGUUUUCACCUACCCUGUGGCCCUUAGUUGUGAUUGUAGCAAGUGUAACACUGACAUCACAGAUUGUGGUGUUCUCAGCCACCAGACAACCACCUGCAAUGUACAUUAGACAUUGAAGCCAAAACCAAAUAAAACUG